Molecule: messenger RNA, 1675 nt
Organism: Papilio xuthus (Asian swallowtail)
Lineage: Eukaryota; Metazoa; Arthropoda; Insecta; Lepidoptera; Papilionidae
Gene: HSPBAP1
Product: HSPB1 associated protein 1
Exons: 6
Coding region: 320-1549 (409 amino acids)
Source: RefSeq, a predicted model, not a curated record
UGUAUUUAAUUGUAAUCGCGGCGUAUGUUUUGAUUAACUAAUAAUUUUAUGUGUUCAACAUACUGAAAAAUAAUUUAGUUCACCCCAAUUAUAAGGGCCAUCUUUCGAAGAUUCCCGCCAAGACACAAGAGAAUGGCUUAAAGGUUUUGUAACCAGACUAUAAUUAUUAAAAAAAACAUAUGUCAAGGACAAGUCAAGUUUUUAUGUCAAAACAUUUACUAUUUCAAACUUCUAAUGAGCCUAGAAAAAUGAUCUCAUGAAAUGAUGACUAAUUACUGGUAAAAUAUUGGCAUUGAAUUCGUACUACUGUAAAACCAACAUGACUUCUAUUCAUAACGAGGAUUUAAUUAAAAAAAUAAUAAAAAAGACUGCUAUACCGCUUAUUUUGCGACAAUUUGUUGACGACUGGCCCUUAUGCCGGUGGAAUUUGGAAAAGUGGUCUUCGGUUUUCGGAGACAAAGCGGUUCCUUUCCGUUGUAUGAACAGAAAUUUCGUUUCUACGGGUCCUUGCUGGGAAAGGAUGUGCAAUGAGAGGUUAAUGACAUUUAAUGAGUUUAUUGGAAAAGCAGAGGCCAGUGAAGAGUGGAUGUAUUUUGACUAUAAAUAUUUACACCAAUGGUUCAAUUCAGAUAAUGAAUUAAUUAAGGAGGUUUCAUGGAAAAAGUUUGGGCAUCCUGAUAAAAAUGCCUCACACAGUACUCUGUGGAUUGGGAGUAAAGGGGCACAUACACCUGCACACCAGGAUACUUAUGGAUACAAUAUCAUAACACAGUUGUAUGGAAGAAAGCGUUGGAUAUUGUUUCCUCCGGAAACUGGCAACCUGAAGCCAACCAGAGUGCCUUAUGAAGAGUCAAGUGUAUAUAGCGAACUGAAUUUCUACUGUCCCAGUAAUUUAGAUAGUUUUAAUGGUUUGACUGGUGCUCGGUUGGUAGAACUUUCAGCGGGGGAUGCUUUGAUAGUACCCAGUGGCUGGUGGCAUUAUGUGCAAAAUAUUGACAAUGUUAAUAUUGCCCUUAACAUUUGGUUACCCCAUGAAAAGGAUACAUCAACCCAGGUUUCUGAAGCAUUGAUAAAAAUUUUAGUAGCUCAAAUAUGUAAAGAUUUGCCUCAAGAAACUGCCAAGCUUCUAGUCAAUCCAAAUGAGGAUGAUAUAUCAGAGACACCUUUAGCAGUACUAUUUCUACAACUCGACACAGUUGCUAAGACAUACUUAGAAAACAAAAAGAAACUACGACGUGUCAAACGACAGAGAACUUGUGACGUUAACUCAGAAGUAGAGACACAAGUCGAGGAAGAAUUAGAUUUAAAGAAAUUACUAGAUAAUAAAUUAAAUAAGCUAGAAUUGCCGUCAAUGAUAAGCACAAAUAAUUUAAUUGAUUUAUUGAAAGAGAAUUUAAAGAUGUUUGCUAAUGAUGGCAAACAAAUUGACGAUGACGAAGUAGAGGGCGCCACUGACAAACUUAAUUUGACAAAAGCUGUCAUAGAUUCGUUCUGUCAAAGUAAUGUAAUAGAUCUUGUCAAGCAAAAUUUGUUUGCGCGCCUCAGUUAAAUUGUAUACAGGAUGAUCCUUAAUUUAUCCAUUUGUUAAGAAUCGCCUGUAUUUAAUUACAAAUAUACAGAUGACUCUUAAUGUAUCCAUCCAUUAAAAAUCCUCCUGUAUAUUUGAGAAGAAUCU